This is a messenger RNA of Delphinapterus leucas (beluga whale), 3800 nucleotides long. It is a transcript of the gene KAT7, whose product is annotated as lysine acetyltransferase 7. Gene Ontology annotation, molecular function: zinc ion binding; histone H3 acetyltransferase activity; histone H4 acetyltransferase activity. The record is from RefSeq and is a predicted model, not a curated record. Gene Ontology annotation, biological process: regulation of transcription by RNA polymerase II. Gene Ontology annotation, cellular component: histone H3-K14 acetyltransferase complex; nucleus; chromatin. NCBI's taxonomy places the organism in Eukaryota, Metazoa, Chordata, Mammalia, Artiodactyla, Monodontidae.
CAGCCCGCGGCGCCUGCGCAGAAGGCUGUAGACGCUGUGAAGCAGGAGGCACUUGGGAUCGUACGCAGGAUUGGGACUGCUACAGAGGCCGCCACGGAGCCCGCCGGAGCCACCGUUCCUACUGCUGCUGCCGCCGCUGCCCGAAUCGGAACCGUCGGGCCGCAGCCGCCGGCAAUGCCGCGAAGGAAGAGGAAUGCAGGCAGUAGUUCAGAUGGAACCGAAGAUUCCGAUUUUUCUACAGAUCUCGAGCACACAGACAGUUCAGAGAGUGAUGGCACAUCCCGGCGAUCCGCCCGAGUCACCCGCUCCUCAGCCCGACUAAGCCAGAGUUCCCAAGAUUCCAGUCCUGUUCGAAAUUUGCAGUCUUUUGGCACCGAGGAGCCUGCUUAUUCUACCAGGAGAGUGACCCGUAGUCAGCAGCAGCCUACCCCAGUGACUCCGAAAAAAUACCCUCUUCGGCAGACUCGUUCAUCUGGCUCAGAAACUGAGCAAGUGGUUGACUUUUCAGAUAGAGAAACUAAAAAUACAGCUGAUCACGAUGAGUCUCCACCUCGAACGCCAACUGGAAAUGCCCCUUCUUCUGAGUCUGAUAUAGACAUCUCCAGCCCCAACGUUUCUCACGAUGAGAGCAUUGCCAAGGACAUGUCCUUGAAGGACUCAGGCAGUGAUCUCUCUCAUCGCCCCAAGCGCCGCCGCUUCCAUGAAAGCUACAAUUUCAAUAUGAAGUGUCCUACACCAGGCUGUAACUCCCUAGGACACCUUACAGGAAAACACGAGAGACAUUUCUCUAUAUCAGGAUGCCCUCUCUAUCAUAAUCUCUCAGCUGAUGAAUGCAAGGUGAGAGCACAGAGCCGGGAUAAGCAGAUAGAAGAAAGGAUGCUGUCCCACAGGCAAGAUGACAACAACAGGCAUGCAACCAGGCACCAGGCACCAACAGAGAGGCAGUUGCGAUAUAAGGAAAAGGUUGCUGAACUCAGGAAGAAAAGAAAUUCUGGGCUGAGCAAAGAACAGAAAGAGAAAUAUAUGGAACACAGGCAGACCUAUGGGAACACUCGGGAACCUCUUUUGGAAAACCUGACUAGCGAGUAUGACUUGGAUCUUUUCCGAAGAGCACAAGCCCGGGCUUCAGAGGAUCUGGAGAAGUUAAGGCUGCAAGGCCAAAUCACAGAGGGGAGCAACAUGAUUAAAACAAUUGCUUUUGGUCGCUAUGAGCUUGAUACGUGGUACCAUUCUCCCUAUCCUGAGGAAUAUGCGCGACUGGGACGUCUUUACAUGUGUGAAUUCUGUUUAAAAUACAUGAAGAGCCAAACAAUACUCCGCCGACACAUGGCUAAGUGUGUGUGGAAACACCCACCCGGAGAUGAGAUAUAUCGCAAAGGUUCAAUCUCUGUGUUUGAAGUGGAUGGCAAGAAAAACAAGAUCUACUGCCAAAACCUGUGCCUGUUGGCCAAGCUUUUCCUGGACCACAAGACAUUAUAUUACGAUGUGGAGCCCUUCCUGUUCUAUGUUAUGACAGAAGCAGACAACACUGGUUGUCACCUGAUUGGAUAUUUUUCCAAGGAAAAGAAUUCAUUCCUCAACUACAAUGUAUCCUGUAUCCUUACCAUGCCUCAGUACAUGAGACAGGGCUAUGGCAAGAUGCUCAUUGAUUUCAGUUAUUUGCUUUCCAAAGUGGAAGAAAAAGUUGGCUCCCCAGAGCGUCCACUCUCAGAUCUGGGGCUCAUAAGCUACCGCAGUUACUGGAAAGAAGUGCUUCUUCGUUACCUGCAUAAUUUCCAAGGCAAAGAGAUUUCUAUCAAAGAAAUUAGCCAGGAGACAGCUGUGAAUCCUGUGGACAUUGUCAGCACUCUGCAAGCCCUUCAGAUGCUCAAAUAUUGGAAAGGAAAACACCUAGUUUUGAAGAGACAGGACCUGAUUGAUGAGUGGAUAGCCAAAGAGGCCAAAAGAUCCAACUCCAAUAAAACCAUGGAUCCAAGCUGUUUAAAAUGGACCCCUCCCAAGGGCACUUAAAGUGACCGGUUACUCCGAGCCAGCGAACCCCAGCAGUAGGAAUCCGUACCCUAGGGAUCUGUCUGUCAUUUCUGUUGCUCUUGUGAUUGGCAAGUACAGUAUCCUUUGGGAAGGCCAUCCCCCUCAGGACUGUCCUGGCUCCGACCUUCGUGUACACUGCAGACGCUGGUUCUGAGGAACUGUUGUUUCGGCCUCAGUGAGGUUGCCUGGAUGGGAUCUGUAUUAGACUUGAGUGCAGAUCCCUCGUAGCACUGACCCAAGGUGUUCUGUUUUGGUACUGUACCUGUCCAGUCACUGGUUCUCUCCUCUGGCCCCAUGAGGUUGUGUCGUGUCUUCUAAACUUUGUAAUAGUGCUUCUUCUUGCCGCCCAGUCACCAGACCACCAACUACGGUUACUGCCACCAGGACAUUCCCAGUUACUCCUUACCUGUGUUCUUGGAGGGGCAGGGAAGAGGUAACACUUCUGAGUGUGUGUGUGUGCUGGGAGGGGUCCCUUCCCUUUGGAUUUCAUCUCACUUUAAGUUUUUUCCUCCAUUUUUACUGAAAGACCUGUUUUUGAUCAGUAUCAGGCUGACAAGAGCCAAAUCCUUUUUUUUUGCGGUACGCAGGCCUCUCACUGUUGUGGCCUCUCCCGUUGCGGAGCACAAGCUCCGGACGCGCAGGCUUAGCAGCCAUGGCUCACGGGCCUAGCCGCUCCGCCACAUGUGGGAUCUUCCCGGACCGGGGCACGAACCCGCGUCCCCUGCAUCGGCGGGCGGACUCUCAACCACUGCGCCACCAGGGAAGCCCCGAGCCAAAUACUUUUGAAGACUCGCAGGGAUUAGUCUUGGUUACAGCACAUUAUCUGAGUGAGAUGGAGAAAAGAAUGGAGAAGUGGUGAUUCUGUAUUUGGAUUUGAGUUCACCUGUGGGCAGUGGGCAACGUCUUGGUGGAAGGGAAUGGAAUACUACUUUUUGCCUCACCAGAAAGUGCCCAGUGGUAAAUGUUUUCUUCUCUUUACUCCCUGCCCGUCUUUACGUUUGCAGGUGCCAAAAUACUUUCCAGUUCUCCCUUUCAUGCUGCAUGUUAACUGGUUAAUUAUACUGCAGAAACCUUUUCACCAGUACCAGUCUGAUAUAGCAUACCUGUACUUCCACAUAAGUUACACUGCUUUUGUCUGAACAUCCUUGGAGAAGUGAUUGAAAAUGACUUCCGUGUCUCAGCCCAUGACUCAGCAAGGCAGAAUGGCCACCCCUGCCAAGGUUUGCUUCCCUUUUCAACAGUGCCUCACCCUCCCUCUAAGACUGAAGUGCUUAUGCCCUUCCAAGAACUCCUCCUCCAUUUCCUUUUUGGGAUUUACCACCAUCCCCCCAUUCUCUGGUCUCCUAUUUUUGGUGUUGUUUAAGUGAAGGAAGAGAUGCUCCCUCUAAUUUCUCUCUAGCCCAUUAUAACCUGCUAUCUUGGGGCAGCUUUUGAUGUAUGACAUGUCACCCUUUCCAACUUGGUCUCUACAACACCGCUGUCUUCAUGUGGAGCCCUCACCACAAUCCCAACUCUGGUCGUUUGUGCCUUUCUCUUGUCGUCUUUGUACGCGGCUUAUACUCACUGUGGGUUGGGGGGAGCUAAUUUUAAGCAUGUUCAGUGGCAGCUCCCUGCCAGUGUCAGUGUCACUGUUAAAAUUCAUCCAAAAGCAACUUCACUGGGGCUUUUCUUAAGGGGUAAAGGCCUUUUACAGAAGCUAACCCUUCCCCACACGUGGUAGAAUGUGCUGUUCUAUAUCUACUCCUCAAUAAAGCAUGUUCUCUGCUCAA